This is a messenger RNA of Plasmodium inui San Antonio 1, 1014 nucleotides long. RefSeq names its product RecA protein. The record is from RefSeq and is a predicted model, not a curated record. Bases 1 to 1014 code for a protein of 337 amino acids. The transcript has 6 exons. Gene Ontology annotation, biological process: DNA recombinase assembly; chromosome organization involved in meiotic cell cycle; mitotic recombination. NCBI's taxonomy places the organism in Eukaryota, Apicomplexa, Aconoidasida, Haemosporida, Plasmodiidae. Gene Ontology annotation, cellular component: condensed nuclear chromosome; nucleus. Gene Ontology annotation, molecular function: ATP hydrolysis activity; ATP-dependent DNA damage sensor activity; ATP binding.
AUGGCUACCUUACCGUCGAGCAAGUCAACCAGCAAGGUUGCCGCGACCACUGAAAUGGAGGAGGAAGUCGCAAAAGACCAUCAGUUUCAGGAAAUCGAAAAGCUGCAAGACUUGGGCAUCAACGCGGCAGACAUAAACAAGUUGAAGGGCAGCGGCUACUGCACGAUACUCUCCCUGAUCCAAACAACAAAAAAAGAGCUGUGCAAUGUUAAGGGGAUUUCGGAAGCAAAGGUGGAAAAAAUUCUCGAGGUAGCAUCCAAGAUAGAAAACUCUUCCAGCUUCAUAACAGCUCAUCAGUUGGUCCAGAAAAGAAGUAAGAUUUUGAAAAUCACAACAGGAAGCUCCACCCUGGAUCAGACUUUGGGAGGAGGGAUUGAGAGCAUGGCCAUCACAGAACUGUUUGGAGAAAACCGCUGUGGGAAAACGCAGAUAUGUCACACGCUGGCGGUCUCGGCUCAGUUGCCCAAGAGCGUUGGUGGGGGCAACGGCAAGGUAUGCUACAUCGACACCGAAGGUACCUUCAGGCCAGAAAAAAUAUGCAAAAUAGCCGAACGCUACGGAAUUGAUGGAGAAGACGUGCUGGACAACAUUUUAUAUGCGAGGGCAUUCACACACGAGCACUUGUAUCAUCUCCUCGCGGUGUCAGCGGCAAAGAUGUGUGAAGAGCCCUUCGCACUACUCGUGGUCGACUCCAUCAUCUCUCUUUUCCGAGUGGACUUCAGUGGGCGAGGGGAACUCUCCGAGCGCCAACAGAAGCUAAACAAAACCAUGUCCAUACUGAGCAAGCUGGGAGAGCAAUUUAACAUCGCCGUUUUAAUAACCAACCAAGUGAUGUCCGACCCAGGGGCUACCCUCACGUUUGUGGCCAACCCGAUGAAGCCAGUCGGUGGGCACGUCAUCGGCCACGCGUCCACAACCAGGCUGUCGCUGAGAAAGGGCAAAGGAGACCAGCGGGUGUGCAAAGUAUACGACGCCCCCAACCUUCCCGAAGUGGACUGCAUCUUCCAGCUGUAA